Messenger RNA from Theileria orientalis strain Shintoku, 2064 nucleotides. RefSeq names its product FG-GAP repeat containing protein. The transcript has 12 exons. Gene Ontology annotation, cellular component: plasma membrane. The record is from RefSeq and is a predicted model, not a curated record. Bases 1 to 2064 code for a protein of 687 amino acids. NCBI's taxonomy places the organism in Eukaryota, Apicomplexa, Aconoidasida, Piroplasmida, Theileriidae.
AUGGCAGAAAUUAACACACUGCUGCUACUAAUACUCCUAGUAGUGAGAACUGCCAUAUCGUACAAUUUUAAACUGGAAUCGACUCAGUUCAGAGGGCGAGGUUACAUCGGCGACUUCGGAGACUUCGACAACACCGGCAGGCUGAACUACGCAACGUAUUCGUACAACCAGAACCUACAUAGGUCGACAAUAUACAUCUACUAUGAGUCAGCAAGUUCGAACAAAGUUGAAACGAAUGAUGAAGCAGCGGAUGGCAGGGAAGGGACGAGGUUCGACGGAAGGAAUAGAGAGUUUGACGUGGAAGGAGAGUGCGACGGGCUGACGGCAUCGGACCUGGAUUCGAAUGGGCUGCUGGAUUUGCUGCUCAUAAUGAAGGAAAAUAAACAAGAUAAACCAGAAAAAAGUGCACAGCUCUACUACCUGCUGGCAUACUUCCAAAACGAGGAAGGGAGGUUCAUCAACGCCUGGGACUCAAGGAUGGCCCUGGAACUGCUCUUUAACAAGUUGGACCCGAUAGAGUCGUCACUGCGCAACCUGAGGCCAGUGACGGUUCCCAUAGGCAUGUACGAGCUGACUUCAAUACACCCGCUGGUUGCAGACUUCGACGGCGACGGAUACUCAGACAUCAUGGUCCAGACGAAGACCAACAAGGUGUACUUCUGGAUAAACUACGGGAAGGUCUUUUUGCCCUUCUACAUGGAGUCUGUGCCUUCAAUAACGUUCAUCGGGUCAGUAGAGGGAGUAAUACCGAACCCGCAUUCGUGCUCUUUCAUUGACAUGAACGGAGACUGUCGUCCAGAUUUAGUUCUGACAUCAGAGAGAGUACAAGGCCCACACGUGGAAAUAUGGGUGUGCAUGGUAUCCGAGGAAAGGAUUACCUAUAACAGAAUAGACACGACCAUCCCGCUUCCGUACCACUACGGGAUGAUAACGUUCAACGACUUUGACUCGGAUGGGACGAAUGACCUCAUGAUACCCUUUUGCUACACAGUCGACGACGAGGGCUUUUGCGGAGACGGACUGAAGCUGGCAAUAGUGUACAACAAGCAGAUGCCCUUCUGCCCACAGAUGAUCAGGUCGUCAGAAGAGCAGUGCCGGCACCCGGACAAUUUGUGCAUAAAUUCGCCCAUGGUAUUCACGCCUUACAGGGACAAAGUAAUAGCAAUAGGAAUCAAAUACCAGUAUUUGUACCCGCUGAAGACCUCAAUGAAGCUGUUGUUUAGGACAGGAGACCAAGGGAAGCCGAUAACGCAGCUGGCUCGAGUGUCAGCGUGCGACUUCAACAAUAACUCGCUGAUAGAUUUGAUAUUGCCACUGUCAACAAUAGACCCGACCGACGGUAGCAAGAGGUACCUGGUGAUGGUGAUCAAGGACGUGGAUAAGGGCCAUGAAAUAACGACCUUGGAGCUGAAGGACCAAGGACUGGUGCCGACACACGCAACGGCAGCGGACAUAAUGGACAGGAGGAUGCUGAACCUGUUGGUGUUUGCAACCAACGGAAAGACGCUAAACUGUUUCUACUACUCGCUGUAUAAGGAAAACGUGGAUCUCUUCAUGAAGGUGAUGACGAAGUACAAGAACAUAGAGGAGUCGAAGUACCCGGACAGCUACUUCCUCUCAGGUUCGAACAACAACGGCCUGACAUACAAGUUGACAGUGAUAGACAUACACGGAAUAAAGAACGUGAGGACGGCAACCCUGAGGCCACAAACGGCAUACACGCCACUAUACACACCAUUCACAUACAUAGGGCUGGGAAAGACGAACAACUACGUGGAGGAACUGUACCUGGGAGUGGCUAGCUCAAAUAAAAACUACUUCCACAUGUGGAUAUCAAUCAUACCGAGCUGCACGGUGAUCACGCUGCCGAUUCCGCUCCACAAUCCAACACAGUGGAUACUGAAGCUGAGCAUUAUACCGGGGAAGAAGCUGUUCACGAUUUUGCUCUCCACGUCGCUGACACUUAUAGUGCUGGGAAUAGUAAUUUUAAUCUUCGACUUCAGAGAAAAGAGGGAAGACUACGUCAGGGCGAAGGGCUUCAGGCAGAAGUUUAUAAUCAACUAG